This is a messenger RNA of Lecanosticta acicola, 651 nucleotides long. The record is from the annotation of a GenBank genome assembly. Lineage: Eukaryota; Fungi; Ascomycota; Dothideomycetes; Mycosphaerellales; Mycosphaerellaceae.
AUGAAGAUCCAUUUUGUUCUUGUCACUGUUGCCACAUUUGGCCUUGGCUUUGUCUCUGCUGUAGGCAGUUUCCACCUUCGCCACGCCACCUCGACGAGACGCUAACAGUCUUGGUUUAGACCACUUCUCCAAACGACGAGGCAUUCCUUGAAAUUGGGAGGCGUACUCCACAUGAGUAUGAGGGUGUUAAGCGCACGCCGUCAGAAUGGGCUGAGGUAAACAUUGGCAAAAGAGAGAAUGGUAAGCAUCAGUUUGAUCAGUUCAUGCUGGAGUUUCACUCCUGUAAGAGUGUGGAGAACAUACUAACAGAAGCAAUCUAGGCGAAAAUGAGAAGGGCAAGCGUCAGGAGGACCUUGAGUUAUACUGGAGAUUUCAGGAUCGUGAGAGUGAGGAUGAGCAGGAGGAACACGCGAACAAAAGGGACACUGGCGAAAUAGUAAGGUGAAGCGUCAGCAGGAUGGCAGAACAUACUGGGAGUUUCAUAAACACGAGGAUGAGGAGGAACACGCGAACAAAAGGGACAUUGGCGAAAACAGUAAGGUGAAGCGUCAGCAGGAUGGCAGGACAUACUGGGAGUUCCAUAAACACGAGGAUAAGGAGGAACACGCGAACAAAAGAGAUAUUGGCAAAAACAAUGAGGUGAAGCGCUAA